This is a messenger RNA of Chondrus crispus (carragheen), 276 nucleotides long. RefSeq lists its product as hypothetical. The transcript has a single exon. The coding region runs from base 1 to 276 and encodes 91 amino acids. Lineage: Eukaryota; Rhodophyta; Florideophyceae; Gigartinales; Gigartinaceae. The record is from RefSeq and is a predicted model, not a curated record.
AUGCCAAUGCGCAGCGGGUCCCGCUGGUCAAACGGCAAGUCCAGCUGGUACUGCACCAUCAACCUGCCCGGGAAAAAGAACAUGAUCAAAGCAAUGCACCCGCCGGCCAGGGUGUUGGCCAAUCCAAGGUCCGGCAACGACACGGCCACCACGGCAACGAAUACGUUCAAAACUGUAGCAAUCGCCACGCGUUUCGGGUCCGUCAUCACCGUCGUUAAAUUCCCAAAAAGCAUGACCUCAAACUUCUGUCUCAACGGGAUGAUGAAUAGCGAGUAG